Messenger RNA from Pocillopora damicornis (cauliflower coral), 2838 nucleotides. RefSeq lists its product as uncharacterized. Gene Ontology annotation, molecular function: protein binding. NCBI's taxonomy places the organism in Eukaryota, Metazoa, Cnidaria, Anthozoa, Scleractinia, Pocilloporidae. The record is from RefSeq and is a predicted model, not a curated record.
UUCUCGUAGGCUAAUAAAACAAGUUCUUUCACGAUCAGUUCAACAGAUAAUAUUUUAGGGCAAUAUUAGACGGGUUUCAAAACAGUAACUGAACGCUCGGUUGAAUGAAUAAAGAGCAUUAUGCUGGCUUCAGGCAGUAUUUCGUAACUUUUUGUUGCUUAGACAUAAAAAAAAUUUUAAUGUGAUUGUUCGAAAGCCAGUGUUGAUUUUCGUGCACCAAGUCAGUCACGCCAGAAGGACUCCAUACAUUUUUGAUUACGGUUUUCAACAUGUUCUCAUAAUCACCCUAAUACAUAAAAAGCCAUUCAACCUUUAUGUCUAGAGAAAUUGCAGCAGAGUGUGUGGCGUUUGAAAGGACGCCACACAGUUUUUUUUUGCUUAUUUAAGUCUGUUUAGAUAUUUCUGGUCAAGAACCAAAACACUUAAAAAACAACCUCCAUAUACAAAAGGCAAUUAUUGAUGGAUAGUAAUUACGUAGUCCAUCAGAAUCGUUAAAUUAUCAGAUCAUGCAUUGUCGGGAGCGUAAAUAGUCAGUCGUUUGCCACCUGACGUGAUUAAGGAUCAGUCACGAUAGCAAUGCCAAAGAAGAUGACGAUUCAAAAGUGAAUUUGUAUUUUCAGUCAAAAUUUCACGAAUGGCUAGACGUGCUUGCCGUCUCUUACAGCGCCACACAUCUAUACUUCAGAAAAACGGAUGUCAGCAACAUUAAAUUUCAAAUUGAAACUGAGUUAAUUAACCGUCGGAGUUUCUGUUCUCAGAAAUUCAAAUUUUGGUGAUUUCACUUUGUUGGCAAAGGCACAGAGUUUUCAAGCGCACGUGCUGAGCUAUUAUCCUGCUCAUAAGAUCUUUUGUCUUGGCACGUGACUUUUACGAAAAAGCCGAAGAAUGUUUGUAACGUCAUAGCUUUUAUUCAAGGUCAUUUGUAAAACAUGGACAGCAAUCGCCAAUUUUGUUUCUUGUCAUUUUUGCAUUUUACAGAUUUUUUUACCCACAGGACUGAAGAUACUCAAAACUUUGAAUUAAGUCUUAAACUAUUCCAUUGUUCAAUUGGUGUAGUUUUGCUUGCCUUUCCAGCUGAGUGUUUUAUGAACGUGUAGCAUGAAGAUUUUGCAGGAGUUUAAAAUUUUGUGGUGAUAAUCACUACUCAAUAAAAAAGGCUACCAAGCAAAAAGUUUUCCCUUUUCCCAUGCGGUUUGACGUCAAAAUGCCAUAAAACAAAAGUGUGGCUCAUAAAUCGCUGGUGUACGUGUACUAUAAGUAAACAUUCUUAGACAAAGAAAUUGCCCAUGUUGACGUCAUAUUUGCGUCUGUUCUCCCUAAAUGAUUGGUGGGAACCAAUCAAAUCCACGUCAAAAUAAAAAUAUUUUUCUUAUAUUUGUUUCCUCUUCGUCUCCCCCAGGUAGAUCAACCCUCAAAGCGCUGACGUUGUGAAAGCCAUCUUUGUGGAUAAUGCGUUUAUUAAGAUAUUUGAUUCGUUUGAAGAGAAGGAAGAAACAGCCACGAAGUAGAACCGAGGGAUGUCAAAGAAUAUCUGAACUGAAAGGUAGCGUUUUCGUGAGCGAAAAGAAGAAGGAAUGGAAUCAACUCCACACCGCUGCAAGAGAAGGUGAUAUCAGCAAAAUGGAAUCCCUCCUCUCUGAUGGAAUUUGUAUUGACUCACAAGAAAGCACUCAUAAGACGCCAUUGAUGAUCGCAGCUUUUAAUGGCAAGCUACGGGCUGUUAGAUAUCUGAUUGAAAACGGAGCAGAUAUGUCGAUAGUAGAUAACAGUGGAUGGAACUCGUUACAUUUUGCUUCACAAGGGGGUGACCCUGAUAUGAUUGAUCUGAUAGCCAGUCACGUGGCUGAUAUUGAUUCACUUGCUAGUGAGGCUUUCACUCCGCUUAUGGUUGCCUCUGAUAAUGGCCGUCUCCAGGCCGUGAAGUAUCUUCUAAAAUCGGGAGCAGAUCUCUCGUUGAAAGACGGCAAUGGCUGGAAACCUGUACACCACGCCGCACGAGGUGGCAAUCCCGCCGUCAUAGAACUGUUCCUUUGUGAAGUGGAAGAAAUCGACCUCAGGGCCAACCGAGGUGAAACGCCAUUAAUGAUUGCUGGUUACUAUGGGAACCUCCAGGCUGUAAAGUACUUUCUGGAAAAGGGUGCUGACCCGUCUCUAAAAGACAAGAAGGGAUGGAAUUCGUUGCAUCAUGCCUCAAGAGGAGUGAAUCCCGACGUUAUUGAACUUUUUCUGAGGUGUAUGGCGGAUGAUGCAAUCGACUCCAUGACAGAUCAGUGGUAUACACCAUUAAUGAUCGCUGCUGGAAAUGGUAGGCUUCAGAUCGUAGAAUUUCUCAUGCGAAAAAAUGCAUGUCCGUACGCCCGUGACAGCAAUGGAUAUUCCCCAUAUGACUGGGCUUUGCAUAGUCAAGAACCACGUAUGCUAGAUUAUUUACUUGAGCGACCCGCAUUGGCGUUUGAAAUUCAAAUUUUUAAAGAGCGUAUGACUGAGUAUUGCGAUUCAUAAAUAAUGAAAACACGCAAGGGAAGUCAAUUCACACAUCCAAAAUAAUGGCAAAUUAAAGGAGUGAAAAAAUGGAAUUGGUUUCAACAUGGCUCAAGGGGUGUGAACUCAGAUAUCGCUCAGCCAUCUCUUAGCUAUAUGCUUUACAUUAAAACUACAGCUGAUCAGCGGUUUAAAACAUUUUUCCUUAAAACUAAUUCGUCCUCAGUCGCCUCUCUACUUUUAGGUGUUACGAAAGAUUGGCACGAGUCCCCUUCCUUCCCAGCGUCUCCUAGUAUCAGUCUCCCGCGAUCCCGCCGCCGCGUACGAGACGAAUGGAGACAAGUCAGAUGUCAUGUU